Messenger RNA from Osmia lignaria (orchard mason bee), 11997 nucleotides. It is a transcript of the gene sei, whose product is annotated as potassium voltage-gated channel seizure. Lineage: Eukaryota; Metazoa; Arthropoda; Insecta; Hymenoptera; Megachilidae. Gene Ontology annotation, molecular function: inward rectifier potassium channel activity. Gene Ontology annotation, cellular component: plasma membrane. The record is from RefSeq and is a predicted model, not a curated record. Gene Ontology annotation, biological process: regulation of membrane potential; potassium ion transmembrane transport.
CGUCGCCGUGGUGGUCGUCGUCGUCGUCGUCGUCGUCGUGGUGGUCGUCGUGGUCGUGGUCGUCGUCGUCGUCGCCGAAAGAGAGACGUCGGCCCGUUUCGCUUUGCAUCGUAUUUUCAGUUCCAACUGAACGACGGCGACUAACGAAACCACGGGAAAUCGCAGUCGAAAACGAAAGAAAAGGAAAAAAAAAAGAAAAAUCAUUGUUCGCCUUGGUCGGCGUUUUGCUCGGCACGCGGCUUCGAGGUGCCUCUUCGCCGGUAGACGCACCCGAUUAAAAGGUGGGAGCACGCGGGAAAGCAACAGUGUUGAUCGAGCAACGGUGGGCCGUGAUACGGUGCCGGUGUUGAAUGGAAUUCCUUCGCGACAGAACGUUGUUUCAGUCAGGAUAACAGCGAAGGACGUUUAAAGUACAGUGAGACGCGAGGUAGAUAGGUUUGUUCGGCUCGCGAGGUGUGGUGACUCGAAGAGGACAUGUAAUUCUUUGCUAGGAUAACAUCGUUGGGAAAAUGUAGACCGCUGGCAGAGUUAUAAUAGAAGAUAUGCUAGCUUUCUGGCAACGGAUCUGGUUGGGAACAGUUGUUCGUGAAACAGUGCUUUAGGUGGACAGUGUCAGUGUCCGUCGCCAACAGGUUACAAUUUCUCCGAUGAAUAGUUCAAGAGAUAUCGAGAAAAUUCGCAGGUCCCUGGUUAUUUCGCGAAGAAUGAAGAAGAAGUACAAAUACGUUAUUCGACCGAUGCUAAAUAUCGAGCUGAAAUGCACAACCGUCUGACCCCCGCGGAACCAGGACAUUCGAUUGCGGGGUAGUGUGCGUUCCGAUCUCUUAUCGUGAACAUCGAAUAAAAUCAAUCCAUAGAAACCAUCAAGCUUUGUUAUAUCGUGCUAACGCAACUACGAAUUCCACCACGUGCCUUUCUCGUCGUGAUCUCGACGGUGUGUCUCCUUAUUUCCCUUCCACGUUUCCUCAUUGGCCCCGCGGUUUCGUUUUCCUCGCCACCGCCAUGACAUCGUGUUACCCUUUCCUCCGUAGUCGCGAUCUCGCUGCCGCGAAACAGGUGUCAGGAUGCGAGCCAUCGGGCGCAGAUUCGUCGACGGUGUUGGAUCAUUGAACGCGUGGAAAACGACAAGACGCACAGCACGGUCAGAACAUUUCCAAGUAAGCUAAGCGAUCGUGGAAAUGUCCGCACAAUGCGCUUCAACGAGACGUGCACCGUUCAUUCCUCCGGAUGUAGAGAAGCUUGACUUCCAGCCGACGAGGUCGAAUCAUCGCCGGAUUAUUCGCGGAUCGUCGUCGCGAUUCUGGGAGGAAUCGUUCGGACAGAUUUCCGAUUAUCACGAAAGUACACCCCUUUCGUUGUCUUAGGAUCAAUCGGGCGAGGACGAAUCGAAGUAAGAAGGUCGCCGUUACGUUCACCAUUCGAACUGAACUACCAUCGUCGAACGGAAUACUAGUCCUGUUGCACAAACGAAGAUUCAACCAACGAUCGGUUGAAUCGUUAACGGCAACGGCGACGUUUUCCAGAUUCCUGGCAUCCUGUUCUGGAAUUCGUGGGAACGCCGCGAGGCGCAGGGUUGUAUCCCACUAUAAAUAGAUGUUUUCUCGAGUUGGAUCGUACGUCUUGAGCUGGCCAAGCAUCGGAACAGAGAGAUACACAGACACACACACCUACGUAUACAGAGACGAGGAUCUAACCUCGUGACACGCAUGUCGGAGACGUCGGGAAGAUCGAGCUUCUCCUUGUCCUUGGAUCAGCCAAAGGAUCAACCCAUGUGUCGUUGAAACAGCUUGCUCGGAUUUUGUAGAUUUAUCUAGGUAGAAGCUUGUAACCGGGGUCCAAAGGAAGUCGAGCAAAGACAUCCAGCCUUUCUUGCGAGCUGAAACGCGCCAUCGACUCUGUCCACAUUUGAAUUUUGUACAAAGAAAAAAAGAAAAAGAAAAAAAAAACACACACACACACACACACACAACGAUCCUAUCCGCGAAGAGGAGGCGAUUUAAAAAAAGGAGUUAAAAAAAAGCGGCGUGUUAAGUGGAACUUUUGUUGGAGUGGCCACGUCCUUAAAUUGUUUACUAAGCAUCAUCUUUUGUAUGUACGACUAGCAACGAAUCUUCUUCAUAUUUCUUCGGCCCUGUACGUUGUCGCGACGUGACAGCGAACGGGAUUCAGGAACGAAUAUCGCGACGAACGUCGUCGAUCAUUUUUUUAGCUGGUGCUUCUCUUUGUCCUCGACGAAUCAUUAUGCUCAACUCGUGCUGUGCUUUUUUCUACCGUGCUUGUACGCAUGCUGCGAGUGUUUUUUCAGUGGUCUAGUGUUACGCGUUAAUUGUUAAACAAGGCUUGACAAGCCUUCGAUCGAACGCCAACCACGUCUCGUCGGCCCAGGUACCUGGGAAUAUUCCUGAGAUGCCUGUUAGACGAGGACACGUGGCGCCUAGGACAACGAUUAUCGAAACCAUCAUCAGGAAGUUUGACACUCACGAUCGAAGUUUUUUAGUGGCCAACGCUCAACAAGGACUAUGUCACAUAAUAUAUUGCUCGGACGGUUUCUGCCGGCUGACGGGCUUUUCGAGGGCGGAAGUGAUGCAGAGACCGGCGAUUUGCGAGUUCCUUCAUGGGCCAAUGACGUCCCCCCAUGCGGUCGCAGCCCUUCGCGACGCCCUCGCCGCCGGCGUCGAAAAGCAUUUCGAGAUCCUUUACUACAGGAAAGACGGCACCAAAUUUCUGUGCAGCGAGGUGAUAGCGUUAAUAAGGAGCGAGGUGGACGACAUCUGCUUGCAAAUCAUAAACUUCGAGGAUCUGAGCUCCCAACCACCUCCACAGCCUGCAAUUCCGCCCCCAAGCCAGACCAACAACAGGCUCGUCACACGCUAUUCAAUGACGUUGACUCGAGCAGUCGACAGGGCAAGGGCGUCCUUUCGUGCCGGUCUAUCCAGGACUGGUGUCGUUGGUCCGCCAAGGGUCAGGAAUCGACCAAGAAACACGACCAACUUACCUCAUCGACUUGCUGACGGGACCAUCCUCGACGAGGACGCCUCUGAGAACUGCCCACUAACAUGUGGUUCACCUACAAUGAUGGAAUCUUGGGGUCCUGCAAGGACUGGCACACCCCCGCCCGCUCUUCCAGCCCCGCCAGCUGGGGGCAACAAUGGUGGUGCAACCGCAAACGUUGCACAGCACGGCACCACUGCGCCGAUUGCCAGUCCCGAAGGGGUGAGCGACGUCUCGCAGAAGUCUGGCAUCUGGGAUGGCUCGAACUUUCCGUCGACCGGAGGAGCGGAAGGACCGUCCCGAAGCGUUUCCCACGCCGCCAGUUUGGACGCGAUCUCGAGGAGGGCGGUGAAACCGGAAACGUCGAGGGCGCCCUGUCGCAGCCUCACCUGCAGCGUUUUAGCGGGCCGAGGGAGCGAACAUGUCACCCUCGAGCGACGACCAGCGACAGUCGAUAAUCUCACGGAAGCUACUAAACAUUCGAAAAUCUUUCCUGGCGUUGCGUCCGAAAGUGACUUGCAAAAAUGGCGGACGUCCAAAGACCGGAAGUCGCCAUCCCUCAGCCAGAUGGGGCCCGACUCCAUCAGACACAAAUUUUCCUUGCAGGACAACGGGUCCGCGAAAUACUUUCAAGGUGCCAUGCACACGUCGAACAUGGGAGAAAAGGUGGCCCAGGUGCUGUCCCUUGGAAACGAUAUCCUCCCAGAGUACAAAUUACAGUCACCUAGGAUCGGCAGGUGGACCAUACUGCACUAUUCACCGUUCAAGGCGGUCUGGGAUUGGGUGAUACUACUGCUCGUCAUGUACACGGCUAUAUUCACCCCAUACGUAGCCGCCUUCGUCCUGUCGGAUCCAGAUUACAACAGCAGGAAGAACAAAAAGUAUAGUGACGAUCCCAUCGUCAUCAUAGACUUCAUAGUCGACGUCACUUUCAUAGUGGACAUCAUCAUAAAUUUUCGCACGACUUUCGUGAAUAGCAACGAUGAAGUGGUGUCCCAUCCUGCUAAGAUAGCCGUCCAUUACCUGAAGGGUUGGUUCAUCAUCGACCUGGUGGCUGCCAUACCCUUCGACCUUUUUCUCGUUGGCUCGCACACUGACGAGCUCGGCUUGGACAAGGACGAGACGACAACCUUGAUAGGACUUUUGAAGACGGCUCGUCUUCUGAGGCUCGUCAGAGUAGCCAGGAAGAUCGACAGGUACAGCGAAUACGGAGCUGCGGUUUUGCUCCUUUUAAUGGGCACCUUCGCUCUUAUUGCUCACUGGAUGGCGUGCAUAUGGUACGCCAUUGGGAACGCGGAGAGACCAACGUUGAAGAGUAAAGUCGGUUGGCUCGAUAUUCUGGCCAACGACACGCAUCAGUUUUAUUCACACAACAACACCGGAGGGCCGAGUAUAAAGAGCCGCUAUAUCACAGCACUGUAUUUCACCUUUAGUAGUUUAACGUCGGUGGGAUUUGGAAACGUGGCACCAAACACGGACGCCGAGAAGAUAUUCACUAUAAUAGUUAUGCUAAUCGGAUCUCUGAUGUACGCAAGUAUCUUUGGUAACGUAUCAGCGAUCAUUCAAAGGCUUUACAGCGGUACAGCGAGAUAUCACACGCAAAUGCUUCGAGUUCGAGAGUUCAUAAGAUUCCAUCAGAUCCCUAAUCCGCUUCGUCAACGAUUGGAAGAGUACUUUCAGCAUGCUUGGACGUACACGAACGGAAUCGAUAUGAACAGCGUACUGAAAGGAUUCCCCGAGUGCCUUCAGGCGGAUAUCUGUCUUCAUUUGAACAGAAAUCUUUUGAACAACUGUAGAGCCUUCGAGGGUGCCAGUCCAGGUUGUUUAAGGGCAUUAUCGUUAAAAUUCAAAACCACACACGCUCCGCCUGGUGACACGUUGGUUCAUCGGGGGGACGUGUUGACGUCCCUGUACUUCAUAUCGCGUGGCAGUAUAGAGAUAUUAAAGAGCGACGUGGUGAUGGCCAUCCUGGGCAAGGACGACAUAUUCGGGGAGAAUCCUUGCAUAUAUCCGACAGUCGGGAAAUCGUCGUGCAACGUUCGCGCUCUGACUUAUUGUGAUCUGCACAAGAUACACAGGGACGAUUUACUCGACGUUCUGGCUCUCUAUCCAGAGUUCUCCAAUCAUUUUAGCCAGAAUCUCGAGAUCACUUUUAAUCUGAGAGACGAGGAACAGGCUGGUGUCGAUCCAAUAUCAGCAAGGUUCCCUGUCAGCACUCCAACGGACGUCGAAGUCGACGCUAGGAGAUUCGCUUUCCGUCCACCACGAUACCGUCGAGGACCCGGGGGUCCUGGCACCAAUCUUAUCCCCACCGGUCGACAAGACUCCUUACAGGGUGAUCAGGAAGACUAUGACAAAGCAAGUGGUCAUGGAAUUUUGGAAUUCAGCACCGACAAAGCGGGCCAAGAUGUGACACCGUUAAAUUUAGAGUUCGACGAGCCGAAGCAAAGAAGUUCCACAUUGAACUCCAUAACCGGCAUGCUAACCCAUCUCAAGCGCAGCAUACCGGACCUACGUCAGCACAAGAUCCAUCUGCAACCACUGACGAGUCACGAUUACCUUGCCAAGCAGAUGACCACCCCGUUGACGAAACCAGCACGGAGAAGCUCCGCCGCCGACGAAAGCUGCCUCAGUCAGAACGCGGUGCACCCAACAUCGACGACGUCCAGUCAUUAUACCACACCGUCGCCACCACAGCAUCCACAGUCACACGGUGACUUUCAAAGCGGACCAGGCCGGCCUAUAGAGGAGAUGAACGUCAGGAUAGAUCAACUGUCGCGACAGGUGUCCUCUCUGGAACACUCGAUGGGAGAGAACAUUAGAUUGAUCCUAACGCUGCUCCAGCAGACCCUUAAUUCGUCGAGGGAGAGCUCCAGCAUCGAGAUGAUGCCUGGAACAGCACCAGCCGGACCUGCUAAACAAAGUAGUAGAGCCCCGGCACUGGUCCAACGGUCAGCCAGCGAACCACAACCCCCGACUGCACCGCCGUCGAACAAUGGAAACGGAAAGCUUCAGCCUAGCUCGUCCCACGGUUUGUUUAGCUUUCUUUCGAAAUCCCUGGAUCAGUUGCAUUUGAUUUCGGCGUCUUUUAUUUUGGAAAGGUUGGACAAGUUCCGAAGCAGACCUCCGACGAGAGAUCCGACGUCAACGUCCUCAGGUACAUCUCGAUUAACGGUGACGUCGGACACGUCGGCGUUGGCGACGGCCCUGCAAACGGCGUUGAACGGUAGAACCGCGCCCACCAGGUCUCAAAGUCAACCCGUCGACCUGGCUGUACCACCCAACACGCAACAGGCUCACCUGCCACACGCCUGGCACAGUCAACCUGCUGCGUUUAGGAGAGGAGAGUUCAGGAGCGGGUACAGCUCGUUCAACAAACGUUCAGAGCCAGAAGGUGAAGAUCCAUGGAGCUGUGUUGUGUCCGUCUCGGAUCGAGGAGCUUCUCAACGUCCCCGGAGUAGCGAGUCUCGUAAAGAACCAACGAAUCAUCGGGGUUCCAGCAAUUUGGCAUCGGCUCAACGUUCCGAGAGUAGACAACCGGGUCAGGAUGGCAGCGGUCAGCCAUCGAGUGGCCGGCAGGAGUCCUCGAGGCAAGCCAGCGAGGAUAUAUCCUGGGAGUUCACGAUAAACGAGGCGCCGAUCGCGAGAUUAGAGUCAUUGGACGAGCUCGAUCAGGAUCACGGUAGUUAAGGCCAAGGUUAGCCACUUCCUUUUGAUGCACUCUCGGCUCAUUUGCGACUGAAACGCGAUACGUGUCGAUGCGAUCGAUUAUAAACGAUCAUUCGGAUGGCUGUGGACUCCUUCCGUUCCCUUUUUGAAGGAUUUAACGAAGGUGGCGCCAGGAUGGCAAUCGUGUCUGGCUGCUCGAUAUUCUUCUAGCGAAUCUCCUAUUUAAUCACCUCUCAUUUCACACCCAUCGUUAAUAAAUCUAUCUUUCCCUUUAAAUCACCCUCGAUCGUUUCUUUUUCUACUGAUAUUAAAACGAAGCGUUUAAUAUUUUAAGUAGAACUAUGCAUCUUCUGAAAACGAAAACGUCCGAUGUUCUUUCAUUCUAAAGACGUUUUCCACGCAUACUGCGUUACUAAUUAUAUUUAUCAAGCACGAUCACGACGAAUUAGUAACUUUCAGUACUCGUUCGAAUCACGUAACAAUUCAGUUCGGGAAUCGUUAGAAGAACAUCGAUCGUCAUGCGAUCAGCAAUAUCGACGUGGUAGUACAAGACGUGCGAAGAGCGAAAAGACGAUAGAAAAGGAACGAGAAUCGAAAGCACGAGCGGCGUUUCAGAAUGUUGUACACAUAUACACAAGGACACAUAUAUUAUAUAUAUUAUAUAUAUAUCGUCGAAGUUUCUAUUCGUAUUGCUGCUAUUUCCUUCGAGCGAUUUUUUAAUUAAAUUAACAGACACAUAGACACGCGUAUACAUUAUCCUCUCGAGGCGAUGCUGAUGAUUUCAUAAAUAUAGGAACGACACACGAUGAAGGAAUAAGGAAGGAGAUGAAUUUUCAAUAAAUAAAUACCACAAAACGUUACAAAUGAAAGUACAGAUUAAAGCGAAACGGGAGGGAAAAACGUAUGAAACGGUGCGGCUCGUGAAUGUUUCUCAAGUAUUAAAGUCCUUCGCGUCACGGUGAACACGUAGCUAAUUUGAAAAUUUAAGGAUAUAUCGACUGAAAGCACCUUCUUUUUUUAAAUGCUUAUAGACGAUGCGUUUAUGGCGAGACGAGUUGUACGAUUUCUUCACAGGGGAAUCGUAUCGAUUGCGAUCUUUGGGAGAUAUCAUACAUGUGUAAGAUUAAAUAAACGAAGAAGGGCAUUGUCGAGAGGCAAAACAAUGAAUUAUUAACGACGGAAGGAGUAUAAAUUGAAACAAAACAAUUCUGAGUGCCACCUACGAGUUAAAACUGCAAUGUCCUUUAUACAGACAACCAAAGAACAAAACCUAAGUAAAUAAAUAAAUAAAUAAAUAAAUAAAUAAAUGAUUAAAAUGAAAAUACGAAAGGCAAGCGAGACAUGGAAAAUUAUUGCGGAGAAAAUUUAGAUAAUUACUAAUAUUCUUACUAUUAUUAUUAUUAUUGUUAUUAUUAUAUUAUAUUAUAUUACAUUAUUAUUGCCAUAAUGUAGGGAAGAUACGUAAGCGCGAUGGGGAAGAGGCGAGGAAUUAUAAUACCGAUGGUAUUUUAAAAAAUCAUUCAAGAAAAAGGAGAUGAGAAUUACAAUUGCCUGGGCAAUAAUGGUAUAUAAAUAUAUAUAUAUAUAUAUAUAUAUAUGUGCGUGUGUACGUAUAUACAUACAUUCGCGCUUGUGUAUGCGUAUACACGUUGUAAAAAAAUUUUUUACAAGAUAUCUCGAAUUAAUUCAUUGCUCCUAAGCGUACGUUGGUUUCUCUUCCUCUCUUUUCGUUCUCGACCUCCCGAAUUUAAUUUUUCACUCACCCCUCGCCCAACCACCCUGUUGGCGAUUUAUCGCACAGUGAUAAGGGUGAUAUUCGACGAUCGAUAGUCCUCGAUCAUUUCCAAAUUCAUUUGGAAGAUUCUUUUCAACCUGUUGCUACGAAUCAUUUGUUGUAAUUAAAUUUUUAAUUCGAAUCAAUGAUGAAAUUAUAAAAAUUCAUUUUUAAUUAUGUAUAUCGUUAAUUCUACCGCGAUCAAUUUCUUGUAUUACUGACUUAUUGUACAAUUGUUCAUUUUCGUAGAAAACUAGGGAAAGCCUCGAUCGAGGAUCAUAUCGAUCAAUCACUGAUCUAUUCGUUCGUUGCUCAGUAUUUUAGGCUGUAAAUGAAUACCGAUACAUUCGAUGUAACGAUUUAAACGACUCGCAGUUACAUUGUAACGGAAGGAACAGGCGACGCAGCGCUAAUGGGAGACAGCUUUUUAAUUAACAUAUAGCUUUGAUUAUUAUUACUAUCAGUAGUACACGCAGCACACGUGGAUUUCCGGCACUUAGACACGCGAUGAAACGGGAUUUAUUGUUCUAACGGAUGUUCGACGUGGUUCAAAAGAAAAGAGGGCAACAGUGAUUAGAAUAAUCAUUUUCUUUUUUUCUUUUUUAAAGAUCGAUGCACAAGUGCAGAAUCCAGUUUUAACCCUCGGAUGGCGGACCAUAGAGACAGGCCAAAUUUUAAUUUAGUUUUGUAUUUCAUGUUAUUUUAAUUUUCCAAAUAAUAUUAGUUAGCAAAUGGAAAUCCUCAAUUUAAAAAUUAUCUAUUUUUUCUCUUUUGCGUUGAGGUCGGGAGAGGGAGGGAGACUAAUAAAAAUUAACUUGGCGUUACCGACAUGAAUGUAAUUAUUGGAAGAUUUGAGUGCCUCAAUUUAAAAAUUAUCUAUUUUUGUGCUAGAUAAUUAGCCCCCGGACCGCGGACCAUGGGGAGAGCCCCAAUUUUAAUUUAAUUCUGUAUUUUAUAUUAUUUUUAUUUUCUAAAUUUUACACUGCUCUUUCAAAAAUUAUUCUUCCAAUAUACAAUUUUUUUUGUUUAAAAAUUAUACAUUUAUAUGUUUUGUAUAUUUGGGUCACGAUUGGCCCAGGAUCCGCUGUUCAAGGGUUAGAUUGAAACGCAUAAAAAAAAACAAUGUUUUUCAUUGAUAAAUGUUCGAUCAACUGUUACUGCUGGUCUCGUUUCAAUAUAUCUUAUGAAAUUCGAUGAACGACGCAGAGUCGGAUAAGAAAUGAAACGUCCGUCGCAUCAUUUUCAAGAGACUUUAGUUAAAACCCGUCAUGAUUCAGUCCGUACCGUUUUAACAUCGAAUUUUUGCAAAGAUUUUUUGGAGACAACACGAUGAACGAUCGACGCAAGUUUUGUAACGUUUGAAAUUUGUCGUUGUAACGAAACGAGAGCAAAAUGUACGAUUCCGAAUGAAUUAAUUAAUGCGAUGAGAUAAAUGAUUGUUCCGCUCUCUUUAUUUUCACCGCAAAAGAAUCUCAAAACCGAGAGAAUCAAUUAUCGUCGAUUUUCAAAUUUUCAUAAAUUAAGCACGAAAUUUCUCGCUGUGCUUGUCACGCUGAAAGUUUUCAGAAUCCGCUGGUAGAAUGAAAUAACGCAUGCAACAGUUUUUCGAAUUUCUGAUUGAAAGUUAAUCGUUCAUUUUUGUUAAUCUUUUCAAAUGCACACUCGCAGAAAUAUAUUAGAAGAUAUUAUAACCUUCAUCGAAUUUACCUCUCGCUUUUGAAUUCUACCGCGGUCGACGCACGAGAGGAAGAGCAAAGGGAAGAGGGAAAAUGGUUUAAAAAUGAUAUUAAUCCAGUUAAGAUCAAGAUCGAGCCGUCACGAGCUGGCUGUGUGACGGAUACUUCAUUAAGGGUGAUCCUUGAUUAAUUUACAGCCACGUUGUUCAUUAGAAAGGCUGUCUUCUCGAGACAAACAUCAAGAUCCUUCCAAAAUUAAUUAAUUAAUUAGAAAUUUCUCCAUUUGUAUUUAGUUGAUUUAGCGAUUCUAAUUUAUUCCCAUAAUUUAUUGUAUCUUUAAUGAAUAAAUUACUUCAUUAAUUUUAAGGAUUCUUGCGUUAAUUUAUAUCGAAGUUACUAUAAUAUUACUCGAGAAAGGGUUGUAAAUAAUGGAAUAACAAGCAAUACUAAAUGCUCGAGAAGGAAGAUCAAGGAUCAUCCAUCGUGAAUGCGUUUUUCAUUUGUAAAGCGAUCGAAGAAAAUGUGGAAUAUGCUCAAAGAAAAAAGAAGAAAGAAAGAGAACGAUAGAAUCCUAUCCGCGGUAGAUGAAUUUACCCACGUCUUUUUCCCAGAUCAUGCAAUUUAAAAUUGUUCUGUAUUUACGAGAUAAUCUUGGAUCGUAUCGAUUAUUAUAAAGGUGAGCGCACUGAUUUGUAACACGUAACAAAGAGAACAUUUCGGAUGAAUGAAUGUAUGAAAGGGUGAAAGAGAAAGGGGGUUGAAAAAGAAGAGAGUAAGAUAGAGUGAAAGACGAAAUGAUUUUUAUACCACCCCCUAAAUCAAUUCCUGCUCAUCACCGAGCACCAUCCGAUUCAAAUAAAAUAACACGAGAGUCUUUAUUCUGACCCUCCCCCCCCCCCCCCGUCUAGAAAGAAUUAUCGAUGAAACGAGAGCAUUCGCUUGAAAAGAAGAUAUCGCCUCGAAUUUUUUUACAGCGUAGCUCGAAUAAAAAUGUUCGCAUUCAACAAACUGUUCCCAAUUUAUUAUUCCACUUUAGGUUGAUCGAAUAUUUAAUUCUUUUAUUUAUAUAAAAGGUGCUUUCCCUCGCAUCGAUGAUGGUUUCUUAUAUCUUUUUUGUUUUCGAAGAAAAUUAGGGUUGUUUUAGAAAGAAUCGUUCAAGAUUUGAUCAGUGAUUAGUUGAAGGUGGAGAACGGAAAAAGAAAGGAAACUCUGAUAGAAUUCUUCUUCGCAAUAGUAUCCGAUGAAUGUAACAUUGCAAUAAUAAAUAAUUUCAAUGUCAUCGAUCAUCUGACUAUGCUCGAUCAAUUAAAGGGAAUGGGUGGCAAUGGUGGUACGAACAGGAAGUGGUAGAGGUGUCGAUCGUUUCGAGAACGACUAAACUCAUGUUACGUACCUAUAUAAGUUUUCGUAUAUUGCAUAAAACUACGUUUGUUAAAUAUUUUCACUACGCCGACACGUAUUCGUGUGCCUCACUACCCUCCUGCCACGUGUUAUCCUACGAUUUUACCUCAUUCUCGCUGCACCAAAGGUGAAAUUCACCCUGUCACGACAAUUUUUGCGACUUUCGAUUGAAAUCAAACCUCGACAAACGACGCGGUCGUAUUGAACUUAAAAGAUAAAUAAAAAAAAUGAUAAACGAUACACAUUCGUUGUUAAGUAUUAUCAAAUUGAUUAAAGAUCAUGAAAGAGAAGAAUGAAUGAACUCUUCUUACGUACUACGUGUACACGUUAUUAUAUACAUAUUAUUUAUUUGAAGAAACAGAGCGAGAGAGAAUGGAAUUACUGUAUGAAGAGAACAAAUUUGUAUCUUCUUUUCCCACCUAGUUGCUUACAUUUGUAUACGGCAAGAAUAUAUUAAAAGAUUACGUGAGUAGUUUUUUAAAACGA